AUCCAAGAUUAGACUCUGCUUGCAUUCGUGGUUUGCAUAACCCGUGCGACUUGUUUAGAUGUAUGCAAAAUGUGAGGGGAAAACAAAAACGGACUCUUCAUUUGAAAGCAUUUCCUUUCAAAGUCAUUUUUAAGUUAAAGACAUUGAAAACCAUGAGGUCGUGUUCUUCAGCAAACAGUUUGUGCGCCUUCUUGGCGUGGAUUUAUCGGCUGUUGUGCUUUCGCAACUUCAAGCUGUGGUUUUGUAGACUACCCCUCCUAUGUGUCUGCGUUUUUCUCGUUUACUGGAAUUUCCUGAGAUUGACAUCACCAGAAGACUUGGACACAAUAUAUCAGAGGGCUGCUUUAGAAGCUGAACAGAGUUGGGUUGAAACACUUACAGCUGAAGAGGAGACGGUCUCUGCCUGCUCCUUAAGACACACCGUAAAGAAGGACGACAGCCUAAGAAAACGCUUUAAUUUCUUCGUGCCUCUCCUGCAGUGGCGAGAUUCUUUUAGUCCAACAGUUUGGCAAAAGCUCCAGAACGCAUCGCUGCCGUAUGGCUGGAAGGGAGAAGCUCAUAAAGUGAUCGGCAAGACUCUUUCUCUUCUUUGGCACUCGUCUACCAGUCGUCUGUUCGAGAGGAACACUUCACAUGAGUGUGUGCGUUGUGCUGUGGUGGGUAACGGGGGGAUCCUGCGAGGAUCGGGACAGGGAAAGGUCAUAGACAGUCACGACUAUGUUUUCAGGGUAAACGCGGCUAUAAUCAAGGGUUUUGAAGAUGAUGUUGGUACAAAGACAUCCUUCUAUGGCUUCACCACAAACUCUCUCAAGAACUCUUUCUUAGCUUAUCACAGGGAUGGAUUCAAGACAAUCCCACAUGACCCGGGCAUUCGAUACAUUGUUAUCCCCGCACAAACUCGUGACUAUGUGAUGCUGGCAGCUGCUAUCCAGGGUGUGUCUGUACCAUCAGGUAUUGAUGAAGGUGACAGGGCUUCUUUAGAGUCUGAAGAGAGUUGGACUGAAACUGACAGCAUUGGAGAGAAUACAGUACCUGCCUGCUCCCUGAGAAACACCGUAAACAAAGACAACAACAUGACAGAACACUUUAAGUUCACCGUGCCUGUCUUUCAGUGGCGAGGUUCUUUUAUUCAAUCAACCUUAGAAAAACUCCAGAACUCAACUCUGCCGUAUGGAUGGAAACAACUGGAUCACGAUGUGAUCGGCAAGACUCUUUCUCUUCUUUGGCACUCGUCUGCCAGUCGUCUGUUCGAGAGGAACACUUCACAUGAGUGUGUGCGUUGUGCUGUGGUGGGUAACGGGGGGAUCCUGAGAGGAUCGGGACAAGGGAAGGUCAUAGACAGUCACGACUAUGUUUUCAGGGUAAACGGGGCUAUAAUCACGGGUUUUGAGGAUGAUGUUGGGACAAAGACAUCCUUCUAUGGCUUCACCAUCAACUCGCUCAAGAACUCUCUUUUAGCUUAUCAAGAGGAUGGCUUCACCAAGGUGCCACGUUACCCGGGUAUCCGAUAUAUUUUUAUCCCUUCACAAACUCGUGACUAUGUGAUGGUGGCAGCUGCGAUUCAGGGUGUGCCUGUACCGUCAGGUAUUGAUGAAGGUGACAGCGGGGGAGGCGAGCAUCUUGGGGGUCCACGUCCGAGGAGUCCCAGCUAGAGCCAGCCGUGCCGUUUGCCUCUUUUCUUCAGCCAACCUCCAGGCGGGUGGCUCGGCUGAAGAAAAAGAGGCAGCGGCGGGCAGCGCGGACUCCACCCCAGCCGGUGCAGCCGGAGUCCAGUCCGGUGCAGCCAACGUCCAGUCCGGUGCAGCCGGCGUCCCAGCCGGUGAUCCAGCCGGCGUCCAGUCCGGUGCAGCCGGCGUCCCAGCCGGUGAUCCAGCCGGCAUUCCAGUCGGUAAUCCAGCCGGCAUCCAGUCCGGUGCAGCAGGCGUCCAGUCCGGUGCAGCCGGCAUCCCAGCCGGUGAUCAAGCCGGUGUCCAGUCCAGUGCAGCCGGCAUCCAGUCCGGUGCAGCCGGCAUCCAGUCCGGUGCAGCAGCCGGCGUCCAGUCCGGUGCAGCAGCCGAUGUCCAGUCCGGUGCAGCCGGCGUCCAGUCCGAUGUCUAGUCCGGUGUCCGGUCCGGUGCUGCCGGCGUCCAGUCCGGUGCCGUCGGCGCCCAGUCCUGUGUCCAGUCCGGUGCAGCCGGCAUCCAGUCCGGUGCAGCCAGAGUCCAUUCCGGUGUCCUGUCCUGCCCAGCCAGUGCAGCAGCCGGCGUCCCAGCCGGUGCAGCAGCCGGCCUUCCAGCAGGUGUAGCAGCCGGCAUCCCAGCCGGUGCAGCAGCCGGCCUUCCAGCCGGCCUUCCAGCCGGCGCCCAACCUUGUCUCGCCGACGUUCAAGUCGGCGGUUCGCCCCAGGGCUUCCCCCGUCAAGCCCCCCGGGGCUUCGCGCUUUCAAGCUCCGCCCCGGACUAAGACUGUUCCCCCCUCUCCCUACCCUCAUGGACUUCCACCCUUUGGACUGCCCCCAUGAGCCCUUGUUUAGCCCCUCCCCCCCUCCCAUGUUUGUUAUUUUUAUUAUCACAUCCUAAUCCUGUCGUUUUGUAUUCCUGUCUGCCCUUGAUAUUAUUUACCAUGUUUUGCCUUGUUUUGUCUGUCACCCAGUCUGUCUUGUCUCGUCCAUCUACCCCUUGGUGAGCACCUGGAGGUGCUCAUUAAAGGGGGGGCUUCUGUCAUGGUUCUGCCUCACUUAGUCAUGUUUUUCUUGGUCCUGUGGCAGAGCCAUGACAAAGCCUUUGGUUUUAUGUGAGAAAGCCAUGAGUUGUUGAUGUUUUUUACUUCUCAUGUGUUUUUCUCGUGUCUUGUCAUUAGCCCCGCCCCUCUCAUUUCAUGUAUCGCUUCCCUGCCGUGUCUAAUGUUUCCCACCUGCCCUCCUUGAUUACCCUUCAUUUGUCCUCCCUUUAAAAUGCCCUCAUGUUUCUUUAUCCUGUGCUCGUGCGUUGCGGUCUAUGUGUUCCAUGUCUCCUGAGCUCUCUUGGUUUUCACGCUCAUGUUCCUGUUUAGUUUCUCCGUCAAGUUUAGUAAGUUUUUGGUUUAGUUUUGUCCAGUGAUGUUUAGUGUUGUUUAGUGUAUAUCAGUCUUCGUCCUGUUCAUUUUCCUGUUUUGUUAAGUUUACCCCAUCGUGGGUUUUUGUUUUGUUUUUGUUAUUUAAUAAAUAUUCCCUUGGUGUUAA
Molecule: messenger RNA, 3199 nt
Organism: Triplophysa rosa
Lineage: Eukaryota; Metazoa; Chordata; Actinopteri; Cypriniformes; Nemacheilidae
Product: alpha-N-acetylgalactosaminide alpha-2,6-sialyltransferase 2-like
Exons: 12
Coding region: 63-1652 (529 amino acids)
Molecular function (GO): sialyltransferase activity
Source: RefSeq, a predicted model, not a curated record